AUGUCUCGACGACUGGGAAGACCUGCCAAGAGGAGGGAGUCUCAAUACGCCGGUCUUCCAGCGGAUACGCAACGCAUGGACCCUCGGCGCCACCAACGAGACAGGAAGACGCCAGUUUCCAAGAGAAAAGCAAAAGAAGACCAGGCGCACAACAAGGACGACGAAGACGACUUCCCGCAAAGUCUUGGAGAAACAGUAGCAUAUGAUAAGGUUGCCGUUGACCAGACUAUGCUAGACGACAUCUCCCUGGAUGACACUAAUCUGAGUACGCCUACCUUUGGCGAAAAGGAUCAAUUGCCAUCAUUUGCAGUCAACGAUGCCCUCGAUUUCUCUUCUGACAGCUGGCUGCAAGAAUUUCUCUCUCAGCAAGGUCCUGAACUUGCACAAGAGAGUGAUCUCUUUGACACGCUGGCCCUCGAAAAGCCCAAGAUCGAGAAGCCAUGGAUUGUCAUGAAACAGGGGUACAACGAUUCGGAGUCCUCUCCGCAGAGCUUUGCCAUGUCGCCCCCGGUAAGAGAGGAUCACCCGCCGACAGUGAGCCUUUAUUCCGCAGAUGAUCUCGUGACCACUGAGGCUGUUACCGGCAGUACCCAGUGCCUUGCUACCAUUGAAGCUUCCUGUCCGGAAUACCUCAAGAAUGGCGCUUCAGUCCGGCCUCAGCAGCCCUCAAUGGCAGAGGCUCUGUCUGGAACAUCGUGGACUGCAACAGAACAAGCAAGUCUGCUUGCCCAUUCGAGAGUUUGGAAGCGUCAGAAUGACUUUGGCUUUUCAACUGAUAAUUUUUCUCCGAGCCUCACGCCCGUGAGUACUGGGACCGGUCGUCAGUGUCAAUCUACGAUUGAUUCCAUCUUGGACUCUCAGCGAAUUGUGCAACAUUUGGCAGAAUCUAUCCUGCAAUGUGCUCUCUGUUCCAAGACACGAGUCAAUCUCCUCAUGGUGGUGGUUGUCAGCAUUGAUAGUUUAAUCACAACACUUGAAGUACUCAUGUCCGGGGACGGUCGCUUGGUAGAGGGUGUUUUGCCCGAGUUACAGGAUCAUAUGCUUCUCCAGCCCGAUUUUGAGCAUGAAAUUGCCAUGGAUGGGAGCAACCGAAGGUACACAGGUGGUGUUUUCCAUUUCAGGGCCGAGAUACAGAAUUGUCCCUUAAUGACUGACUGGACUGUUGGCCAUCAUCCGUCGCAUAAGGCAUUGUACGCAGCAGAUGCUGGCGAUAUCUGCUUCGCGUGCAAGGUUGAGCAUGAUGAUGGAGACGGAUCGGAGAUUACAGUUGUUUAUGAUGAGGAUGAGAAUGUUCACUAG
Aspergillus thermomutatus is the source of this 1299-nucleotide messenger RNA. RefSeq lists its product as uncharacterized. NCBI's taxonomy places the organism in Eukaryota, Fungi, Ascomycota, Eurotiomycetes, Eurotiales, Aspergillaceae. The coding region runs from base 1 to 1299 and encodes 432 amino acids. The record is from RefSeq and is a predicted model, not a curated record. The transcript has 4 exons.